Trichobilharzia regenti is the source of this 1683-nucleotide messenger RNA. Lineage: Eukaryota; Metazoa; Platyhelminthes; Trematoda; Strigeidida; Schistosomatidae. The record is from the annotation of a GenBank genome assembly.
AUGUCUAUUGAUUUGAAUACAAAUGGACAGGCUCUCAGCUCAGCUGUUCACUGUGUGCUAGAUGAAAAGUGGUCAUGGGUUAUAUUUGGUUAUAUGGGAUUAACAUACACUUUGGAUGUUAAAAACCAAGGUCAUGAUGUUGGUGAUUUUGUUAAUGAAUUCACAUCUGGGAGGGUUUUAUAUGGUUUUGUUCGCGUAACUGUAAAUUCGGCUCCUGCUAAAUUUGUUUUGAUUGCAUGGCAAGGAGAAGGGUCAUCUGAGAGUUUCAAAAUAGCAUGUGCAAGGCAUAUUGACUCUGUGAAACGGUUAUGUCGAACCGUUCAUCUUACGAUUCAGGCAAGAAGCGAAGCAGAUUUAGAUUGGAAUGAAAUUAUUACAAAAGUGGGCAAUUUAACGGGGACUGUUUGUAGCACUCAAGAAGUAAAGUCUAGUGAUUCCGAUGAUGAGUUCAUACCUAAAGGUUCUGUGUAUGAACGUGCUAAUCCAAAUCAAGAUAUUCCCAAGGGUUGUGUUUCACGAAGUAUUUGGCAAUCACAACAGCAAAAACAACAAGAUUCAUCAAAAGUAGUAUUUCCUGUGAAGAAAUCAAAGCCAUUUGGUUUGGGUCGACCAGUUUGUGCACCAGCUUCAAGUAAUAAUAUUACCACUACGACUACCACUCCUACUACUACCAAUAAUAAUGCUAAUCACAACGGUAAUGAUAGUAAUCACAUACAGCCUGUAAAUCGACCUCAAAAUAAUCUAAAGCCAAUACCACAAAAUGAAGUGACAACAACAAUUAAGAGUCGAAUUAAAGCUUUAGAAUCCAAUUUGCCAUCAAAUGAUGGGACAUCAGGUUAUCGAAAAGUUGAUCCACGUGCAGAAAUUAUGCUUGCUAGGAAACUGUCAAAUUCAACAUCUUUAGAUGAUAAUGAAGAUGAUUCAAAUCAUGUGGGAACAUGUUAUAAAAAACUAGAUCCAAGAUCUGAGAUUUUAGCAGCUCGGGCAUAUAAGGAAGCUCAUCAAUCUAUUUUCAAUAAUGAUGAACCUGUUGGUACUAAUUAUAAACGACCAGAUGUUGAAGCUGAAAUUCGUGCUGCCCGAUCAAAUGGUAUAAAUAAUUCAAAUAAAUGGGAAACACCAUUAACUGUUGAUACUAAGAAGUCGGAUGUUGUUAAUGGCUCAUCCAGUCAAAAUUCUGUUGGUUCAUCAAAGAACAAUUUCAGUCAGUCAUCAAUACAAAAAGAACAGGAGAAACAACAACAACAACAGCAACAGCCGUUGUCAUCACCUCCCCUCUCAUUAUCUCCCAUAGUUCAUAUAUCAAAUAAUCAAUUACACUGUAACAGUAUCCAACACACAAAUAACCAUAAUGACAGUAAUAAUAAUAAUAACACUAAUAACUAUAGUCAUCAUAAUCAAGUUCAACCUCAGGAUUCAUCUACAAAGUAUGUGUCACCAUCUUCACCUUCAGCACCAACGAGUACAGUACAACAAACGACAAAAGAGAAUCUUGGUUUUAAAGCGCUUUGCUUGUAUGAUUAUGUGGCCAAUGAAGACGAUGAAUUAUCCUUUCGUUAUGGGGAUGAAUUAUAUCGAAUUGAACAAAUUGAUGAAGGUUGGUGGCUUGGUCAAAAUGCUUAUGGACAAAUAGGAUUAUUUCCUUCUAAUUAUGUAAAGUUAGUGGCAAUCACAGAAAAUUAA